GCCACGAAGACAGGCGGUAUCGUGCACGCCUCGCGUACAUACCCGCAGUCACCUUUCUCUCCUCGUGACCGUAGCACACGCUCUGCCGACGUCCAUGGCGCACUCGCGGCUCUGAACAACAGCGCCUGCACUGCUGCCCGCGGCUCCCGUAGGCUCGCUCGCCGGCGCGCUCGUCGGAGGGUAAAGAGAGGAAGAGGAAAACGCGCGGGGAUUUCCGGAGUGACGGUCGACCCCGCGAGGUCAGUUGGAUCCCGAGGGCACGAGCGAGUUUCGAAUCCCCGCGCCGGUCUCGCCCUCCCUUCGGCGCGCUCGGGGUGUGUGAGGGUCCGCGCGCGGAAAGGCAGAGGAUAACGGCCGCGCGAGAUCGCCCCCUUCGUCCUUGGACACCGGCACCGCGUCGUGAUUCCCGCGCCAGCGGCCAACGGAGGGAAGAUGAUAAUCGUGAGCAGCGUGCUGCUGAUCCUGGCGGUCGUGUCGAGAGUGGGAUGUCAACGAAAUACUCCGAGAAGCGCGAGAGCCAGCAGAAAUGAGGCAGUCCUGGAAUUCGAAUGCCCCGAGGAGUUCGGAUACUAUCCUCACCCGCGUGACUGCACACAGUAUUAUGUGUGUGUUUUCGGCGGCGCCCUGCUGGAGUCUUGUACGGGAGGACUUAUGUACAGCCACGACUUGCAGACGUGCGACUGGCCGCGAAACGUAGGCUGCCCGGAAGGAGAUUCGUCCAACAAGGAGGCCGAGGAGGACCCCCUGCUGGAGAGAUCCGCGAAACUCGAGACGCUGCAGGAUCAGCAGCAGCAACGGCAACAGCAGCAAUUGCGAGACCAGCAGCAGCAGCAGCAGCAACAGCGACCGAUCCAGAGGCAGCCGAUCACGGUUACAACUGCGUCGCCGCCGGUCUCGCAGAUCACCGAGAGGCUGAGGCAGCGACAGCACUCGAGGACGAAUUACCACGAGGACGAGUACGGGCCCGCCUCGGAGAUCGAGAACGAUCGGCAGCAACGGGUUUACCGGGGACAACCCUCGACGAUCGGCCAGGUGCAGCGCGAUCGUGACGGUCUGCGACGGAAUAUAAUAUCGGAGAGGGAGAAGGACAGCCUGGUAAGCGCACGUGCCCAAGCCGAAUCUCAUUACAGAACGUCCGUUCCAACCACCGAGUCGCCGAGGCUCGCCAAAACACUGGCCUCGACCGUGGCACCGGUCUUGUCUAAGGCUUACUACAGCGAUCCAGAUCAGAGUUAUCCGUAUUACACGAUUUACGACGACGACGUUUCCAUUUAUAAAGACGACGAUUACAAUCAAUACACCAUCAAUCAGUCUGUGCCGGUGCAACAACCGAACGUGAAAAUUAGCGAGGUGAACACGAAACAGUAUCAGAAGCCGAAGAAGGUCGGCGUGAACGAGGCGGACAAAUAUCUGAAUCACGACGAUUACGAUAUCUACGAGAAUCAGGCUCAGCUGAACAAGAACAAGUUCCGCAUUUCCGACGGUCAGCAGUUUAGGACGAACGUGCUCAGCCAUCCCGUGGUCCACGUGACGACGCCGAAUGUCAUCGUGGACACCUUCGUUCCACUGACCACGAGCACGCAGACUCCCAGCACGACCAGCAGACCUUACACCGUCAACGCACCGAGCCGAGGAGGUCGGCCGCAGCAGAUCCAUCGGGGCACCGCACCGCCGCGGUCCCGGCCCACCUUGAAGCCGUCCACCGAGAUAGUUUCGAAGGCGCAGGAGUUCAUUGACAUCUACAGGUAUCCUCCGGUGAGGCCGGCACCGAUCUACCCGACGCCUCAGGUAGACAAGCCGGCGGCCAAGUGUCGCAGGGAUGUCUGUUUGCUUCCGGAUUGCAGCUGCGGUGGCUCCGAUAUACCAGGUGACUACUUACCGGAGGAAAUACCGCAAAUCGUCCUUCUGACCUUCGACGAUUCCGUGAACGACUUGAACAAGGGUCUCUCUGCCGACCUGUUCGAGAAGGGACGAAAGAACCCCAACGGCUGUCCCAUCUCGGCCACCUUCUACGUGUCCCACGAGUGGACCGACUACAGCCAGGUUCAAAAUCUCUAUGCCUCGGGCCACGAGAUUGCCUCCCACACGGUCUCGCACAGUUUCGGCGAACAGUUUUCGGCGCGAAAGUGGGCGCGAGAGGUUGCUGGGCAGCGCGAAAUUCUGGCUGCGUACGGAGGUGUCAAGCUGGAGGACGUCAGAGGAAUGAGGGCGCCAUUCUUAUCGGUCGGAGGGAACAAUAUGUUCAAAAUGCUCUGGGAUACAAACUUCACGUACGACUCCUCCAUGCCCAUCUAUGAGAACCGACCGCCCAGUUGGCCGUACACGCUGGAUUACAAGCUCUUCCACGACUGCAUGAUACCGCCCUGUCCCACGAGAUCCUAUCCAGGAUUGUGGGAAGUUCCUAUGGUAAUGUGGCAAGAUCUCAAUGGAGGUAGGUGCUCCAUGGGAGAUGCCUGCAGUAACCCACCGACUCCGGACGGCGUAUACAAGAUGCUCAUUAAGAACUUCGAGAGGCAUUACACGACUAAUAGGGCGCCUUUCGGUCUGUUCUAUCAUGCUGCAUGGUUUACUCAGCCGCAUCAUAAAGAAGGCUUUAUAUCGUUUCUCGACACCAUCGUCGCGAUGGACGACGUAUGGGUGAUUACUAAUUGGCAGGCCUUGCAAUGGAUUAGGAAUCCAACGCCUCUGGCGCUUCUGCACACGUUCGAACCCUUUGGCUGCCACUAUCCGGACCGACCCAAGAAGUGCAACAACGCUAAGGUCUGCAAUCUUUGGCAUAAGAGUGGGGUGAGGUACAUGAAGACCUGCCAAGCAUGCCCGGACAUUUAUCCUUGGACAGGCAAGACCGGCAUACGCAGCAGUCGCAUCGACAACGAAAUCGACGCCCACGAAUGAGUUAUGCGGAGGGAAGCUUCAAACUUCGUUGCGAUCGGGGAGAGUCCCGUCGGACGAGCAGCGGACCCAGACAACGCGAAUAUCUAAAAGACGCGAUCGACAUCCUUAAACGAGGUCUUAAUCUCCUAGACGUGGGAGUCUCUUGGACGUCUGAGAGGGGCUCCCGAUCUCUGAGACGUCCGAGGGACAUCCGAAUCUUUCGGACGCGCUUUCGACGCAUUUUAAACGUGCAUUUAGACGUAGGCAUCUUUUAGACCUUCGCAUUGUUUGGGAAGCAUUGUGGUAGCGCGCGAGGGGAGACACCCUUCUGAUAGGUAACUUCAAGUAUUACACGCGGCGUGUCCGAACGGACACAUUCGGGCCGAGUACGCCGAUGUAAGUUUUACGAUGAGCAGGAUCUCGCAAAGUUCUCGUUUCACGCCGCGUCGGAUCAGAAUCGCGCCCGCAGCUGUGCCGGAUCUCUAAAACGAAUCGAGAUGUUAUGCGUCAACUGGCAAAUUCGUAACUGAACGGAAGUCUCGUAGGAUUCGUUCCGACAGAAAAAAAAAAUAUAUUUAUUACGUAAAUCCGCACUUGAACUAUUUUGCCGGUCAAAAUUUUUUCUAUCAGCGAUUAAGUGAGACGGUAAAUUGAUAUUGACAUAAAAAAAUGUCUAAAAGACGCGAUUAGAUCGGAGAGUGAUAUGUGAGAUACCGGAUUAGAUUAAAUUGAGUUAAAGAUAUCAUCGCGACGAGAGAAAGAGAGAUAUCGUGUGUACAAGAUCACGCGGAGAAUACCUAAAGUGUUCUGUUCUUUCCUUUGUCCCUUUAAAAUCCAGCGAGUGGGAGAUCGGUCAAAGGAUCGGUCUCUUGAGAGGACUUCCCUUUCUGUUUUUUCUGGUGUUACCGCCUCAUUUUUCUCUUUCACAACUCCGACUUCCCCUGUCCUUCCUUCUUUCCUUUUCUACGUCCUUCUUUCUCGAAUUCGCAAACAUCCUUGGCGUACUCGGCCAAAUUCGGCCAAAUAGAGCAAUUAAUUAAAUCGCAAUACGUAAUAAUUAAUCGUCGAGAUGUAAGUGUAAACGUCGUUCGCCGGAAACAUUCAUAUUUAAGCGAAACUCGCGACGGUCGUGAUCGAGAUUCAUCAUGCGCGGUGGUCACUUUGUGGAAAAUAGGGAAAAGAAAAACCUGAGAAAAUUUCACCUCGACGAAGUCGUCCGCACGAAGGGAUCGUCGUGUUUAUCUUCUAGAACGUAAAAAUGUAAUAUGCCUUUAAUAAAUAAAUAUUUCGC
This is a messenger RNA of Vollenhovia emeryi, 4165 nucleotides long. RefSeq lists its product as uncharacterized. Gene Ontology annotation, biological process: carbohydrate metabolic process. The transcript is spliced from 16 exons. Bases 433 to 2895 code for a protein of 820 amino acids. Lineage: Eukaryota; Metazoa; Arthropoda; Insecta; Hymenoptera; Formicidae. Gene Ontology annotation, molecular function: hydrolase activity, acting on carbon-nitrogen (but not peptide) bonds; chitin binding. The record is from RefSeq and is a predicted model, not a curated record. Gene Ontology annotation, cellular component: extracellular region.